AUGCUGUAACUUUCUUAGCUACAGUUCAUUAACAACUCAAACCAGAAUAUUAGUUCGUUGAUAUUAGAGCCUUUAGAUCAGAAUAAAUACAAGCAUAGACUAAAUGAAGAUCAAACAGCCACCCCUAGACUUACCAGUAGACAGCAUAAAAAGCUUACUACCAUCUAAAGCUCUCUUGAAAAUUUACCAAUAGUUAGGAAUGUCAAGGAGAAGUAUGGUCUCUAGGGAAACAAUGAAUUAGACAGGAUGACGACAUUGGACCAGCAGAACAAGAUUAAGUUUGAGAAGAGAAAUAAAGGCGGAGGUAAAAAUCUACCCCCUUUAAAUGAUGAGGCUGGCAGCAAAAUUGACAGCUAAUAAUUUGAAAUGAAAAUGUACAAACACCUUUAGCCUAGGAAUUCCUCAGUAAACCAGGAUCUUUCUUAGUAUGAGCACCUUACUAUUAACCCAAUAAAUCAGAAUAGCAAUAUAAACUCUGAGGAAUUCAAGAUCUCAAACGUAAAGAACGGAAGUGUCAAUGGAGGGGUAGGCGGCCAUUAAGGUCUUCAAAUUUAGCAUAAAUAUUCUUUGGAAUCCCUGCCAAUGAUAAAUAUGAAUAGAUCUCCACUGAAUGGUAACAAUGGAAAUGGUUAGGGUAAAUAAAUUAAUGUAGCUUAGUAGAGACAUGAUCAGUCCAUAUCAUUUAUGGAUGAGAAGUCAUUUAUGUUUGAGGACUCUGACAACUAGGACUGGUCCAAAAACAUAAAUAAAAAGAAGAAACUCAAAGGGGCAAUCAAUAGCUAGCUGCAUUAAGCAGGAGGACAGUAGUAGUAGUUGCCCUCAGCUAUUGUGAGAUAGUCUGGAGUUAACAUGUCAAUUUAGGAAAUUACCAAGUAAGCUAAUGAUCAAGGUAAUAAAUUUUCAUUCCCAAAGAUAUGA
This is a messenger RNA of Stylonychia lemnae, 918 nucleotides long. NCBI's taxonomy places the organism in Eukaryota, Ciliophora, Spirotrichea, Sporadotrichida, Oxytrichidae. The record is from the annotation of a GenBank genome assembly.